Molecule: messenger RNA, 3654 nt
Organism: Neolamprologus brichardi
Lineage: Eukaryota; Metazoa; Chordata; Actinopteri; Cichliformes; Cichlidae
Gene: lipia
Product: lipase, member Ia
Biological process (GO): lipid catabolic process
Molecular function (GO): glycerophospholipase activity
Source: RefSeq, a predicted model, not a curated record
UAUCUAUGCGAAAGCAUGCUGGGCGGGAGCAUUGCUGUGCUGGAGCAUUGCUGUGCUGUUCUUCUCACUUCCUGAACUGAAGGCCUCCAAAUAUGUGGAGGUACAAACACAGGAUAACCUAACAUUCAGGAUCUUUGACACACCACGUUACCCUGCAUUGAAGUUUAAAGUGGCCGUGUAAAGCAUGCUCCUGUGGCAGUAUCUGAUAACCUUUCUGCUGGUUACUGUUCAAAUAUGCAAAGCUGAGAAAUGCGAUGACUUUACUGAUCUGAAUCUUGGUCACUCAAUCAUUGGUACCAGCCUCAAAGUUCGGUUGUUGCUAUACACUAGAUUAAAUGGGACAUGUGGUACCCUCAUGUCCCCCACCGACCUGUCUGCCUACCCCCAAUUUAACGCGUCAAAACCGACCACCUUCAUCGUUCAUGGGUAUCGGCCCACUGGAUCUCCACCGAAAUGGCUCAACAAGCUCACUGAGGCUCUGCUGGUCAGGAAAGACAUAAACGUUAUAGUGGUAGACUGGAACUACGGUGCUGCGAAUCUGAAUUAUUGGGAAGCAGUGAAGAACACACGCAAAGUAGCAUCCAACAUCACAGCUUUGAUUAACAUGUUGCAGGAGCACGGAGCCAAUCUGAGCUCCAUCCACAUGAUUGGUGUCAGUCUAGGAGCUCACAUAUCAGGCUUUACGGGCGCUAACUUGAAGGGAGAAAUUGGAAGAAUAACAGCACUGGAUCCUGCUGGGCCAGGGUUCAGAGGCCAAAACCCAGAGGACCGACUGGACUCUUCAGAUGCACAGUUUGUGGAUGCCUUGCACACGGACAUGGAUUUGCUGGGUUUCAGGGAACCUUUAGGUCACAUUGAUUUCUACGCCAAUGGAGGAGCAGACCAACCCGGCUGCCCAAAGACUAUUUUCUCAGGACAGUAUUUUAAAUGUGACCACCGGAGAUCGGUGUACCUCUUCGCUGACUCUGUAAAUGCCACAUGUACCAGCAGGACCUACCCCUGCUCGUCCUAUAAAGACUUUCUGGAUGGCAAAUGCUUAACCUGCAGUCAGUUUGGUAAUGCUGGAUGUCCUAUUUUAGGUUAUGGUGUCAUAAAAUGGAAAGACAUCCUGCUGGAACAGAACCAAACAAAGGCCUACUUCAAAACAAACGGAAAAUCUCCAUACUGCAUGACAAACUACAGGAUGGAUGUGGUGAUAUGGAACAAGGAUGUGCAGUGGGGAUACUUGACUGUUAAACUUCAUGGCGAUGGUAAACAAGCACAGGCAACCAUAGACCAUAAAUCCUUAAAUUUCAAGAAGUUCACAGACACUGAGCUGUUGGCUGCAUUUGACAAAGACAUUCAGUGGGUGGAAAAGGUGUCUGUUAAAUUCUCCACUGGGAAUGUAUUGCAGCCCAAACGUAAGCUCAGAAUUCUCCGAAUCCGUCUCAAAAACCUGGAACCUAAAGGGAAUAAAGCACAGGGGUCUCUGUGUCGAUAUGACGUCCUUCUCGAGGAGAACAAAGAGGUCACCUUCAGGCCAAUUCCCUGUGAAGAAUCCAACUUCUGAGGGGGGAAAGAAAUUGCAUAACAUUUCACUGCAUGUAUGGAGAGAGAUUCGGCUGAUUCUACAGUUCUUCCAGAAUUGUUCAUGAAAAGACCAGGACUGCUAAAACAAAACAAAAUAACACAAUGUUGCCUCACAGUAAGAAGGUCUAUGUUUGAGCCAACUGGCUCGCUGGGACUUUUCUGUGCAGUUUGCACUGUCCCACAGUCAUUUGAGGGUUGGGUUAACUGGUGAUUGAGUCCAAGUUCGGUGUUGGUGUAACUUUGAGCGUGGACGGUUGUCUGUCCCUGUUGUUAGUGCGAUAGACUGGUGAUUUGUCCAGGGUGUACCCUACAGCUGGGAUAGGCCCCCUGCACCUCUGAACUGGAUAAGUGGAAGAUGGAUGACUAGACCAGUAAUGUGAAUUAGACAGAUUAUCUGUCACAAAUGAGUGAAAAAAUACUAACAUAUUUACCUUUUUUGAUAGAAAAGUAGGGCUGUCAACAUUAACGCGCCAUCACGAUUAACGCGAUUACAUUUUUUUAACACAUUUCACCCAUCUGCUGCUCUCCAGAUGGGUUAAUUGCGUUAAAAUUUUUAAUCGCGUUAAUCGUGAUGACGGAUUAAUCCGCGUUAACCCGUUAACGUUGACAGCCCCUGUAGAACACAUAAUGUACGACUGAUAGAUUUUAUUGACUUUAGGCACUGGCCUUUGUUUUUGUUGCUUGUCUUUGCUUUUAUUCCUGUUUACUUUUUUUAUGCCAAUAUAAAUUUUCAACAUACAUAUAUCAGUAGUAACUAUAUUUAUUUUUAAUAAACACACAAUGCACAUCAGCACCCAGUAAAUUUACAUUCUUUGUGCAAUCAGAAAGAAAACAAGUGCUAUUUUUUUUCUUUUUAAGCCUAAAAUCUGUGUGCUCAUCCAUAUUACAUUAUUAUAAACAAACUCUUUAGUCUCUGUAAAUGAGCUGCUGCUUGUCAUUUCUCAUCCUUUUCUCUCUUGGAGUCACUGUCACAAUGGAUAAAAAUGCAGUUCAAUUAUGCUGUAGUACAUAUUACCACCAAUCAUUGUCUUAAUGGACGGUGAUAAGUGAAAUCUCCUGGAAAACUCAAAAUGUGAGAUUACAGUUCCCCGGCAAGAAUGUUUAUGAAUGCCUUUGGUGACGUGACGAGAAAAAAACAAGAUGUUUGAUGUGUAACUGCGCCGGUCGUCUCCAGAGGAAAAGGACAGUUUGCUGCAGCCUCCGUCUUUAUGUCUGCUUCCAUCUUUGCACUUUCACCAGUGACUCAGUAAAAAUAUUAAGCCCUCUGGGUCAGCCCACUCAGCAGUCCAAAAAGAAAUGGUAAAUCAGAAAUCUGAUGAAUCUGAUGAAAGAAUAGUCGUCUUUGCUCAUUUAGACAUGUGCUUCUUCAUUCGCUGAAUUUCCAUCUAAAACGAAAAAAAAUUGGAUUUUGAAAAAAAUCAAAUCAUGAUAAAUCUUCCUACCUUGAAGUGUUUGCGCCCAUUGAAAUACGAUGUUACUAAAUUUUAUUAUCCUCGGCCACUUUACCUGUAACGUUAAGCGAAUCCUUUUCUCCUCAUCCAGCUCAUUCAUCAGCAGUUUGAUUUCUUUGCUGGAAUAACACAAUAUUGUUAAAUUAGCACAGCCAAAACCUGCCUGAAACUACAGUUGGUUGGUACUGAUGCUGGGCUGGGAGUGUCAAAUGCCCUCCAGAGUGAGGAUGAGCAGGUAAACAGAAAACUGCAGAUGUCUACAACUUAUAGCUAAUGUGCAAUUAGGGAAAGACAGCCAUACUUGUGCUGAGUCUUCAUCUGUUCAAACUGGCCCUUCAGGUCUCUCAGCUCUGUCUGCAGUUGUUCCAGGUUUGGCGAGGCGUGCCCUUCUGGAUUUCUGCUGGGCUGUGAGUUGAUGCCUGCAGGCGGAGCUGGGUGCAGCACAGCAGAGAUAGCCUUUGGCAGGAGAGAGGAGAAAGACUCUGUGGGCACAGUUUUGGUUUCUAAUGCCUGUGGAAAACACAAAAGAAAUAUAAGAAGUUGUCAUUUACUGCAGUUUAACAGCUGUGGAUUGUACGACCUGUAGCAUUUUAUUUUAUACACUGCUCGAAAAAAUAAAUAAAAAUGAAAGGAA